Lachancea fermentati is the source of this 1203-nucleotide messenger RNA. Lineage: Eukaryota; Fungi; Ascomycota; Saccharomycetes; Saccharomycetales; Saccharomycetaceae. The record is from the annotation of a GenBank genome assembly.
AUGCCAUCACCAACGUUAUUAUCAACAAGUUUUGAGGUUGAUUUGUUCAUUGCCGUGGGAAUUAUAAGGAAUAGAAAUAAAGAGCUAUGGAUGAAGAUAUCAGAAUCCAUUGACUUGACCCGGCGAAGUGAUAGGGUCUUGGAACCAAAAUUCGCAAAUAAGUUUGUUACACCAUCGGCGGUUAGUGCUUCGUCAAGGGAUACAAAGGAUGACAUUUUAUCUAUUGUCGAUCCUGUCAUCUACAGAAUAACAUUGAACGGUCUGUUUGUACACUUAAAGCCGGCUUAUUUCUUUCUGCGCAGGUAUAACUUCAACUCGAGGUCUUUAAGUCGUAAGCAAAGUCUAGUGGAGUCUCUUAGUCAAGAUUUAACUGACGAUGAGAUGACGAGAUGGCUUAUACCAAGUUUCAAGCAACUGAAGUGGCUUACUGCUUUGAAGGGUGAUACAGAAGAAAGAGCAGCAGAUACCAAGAUGUUAGUAAGCUGUUUUGAACUGUUACUUGUAUCCUACUACGCAUUCCAUGCGGAAGAAAAGCGUACUAGACAUAUCAUAACCCAGAAUUUGAUAUUAAAGUUCCUCAAAGACGAGCUCUUUAUCGACAGUAAUGAUAAAAGCAAACUACCAAAACUACUAAUCGACUAUGAUAGACGGAAUAGCGUCAACGCACCUUUGAUCAGCUUUUCGGCAUUGUGCGUUGAGCAAUGGCGAAUUUUGAGCAUAAUCUUGAAUUUUAAAAUUAGGCUCAAUCAUUUUGAAUUUUCCUUGGAGAUCAUUUAUUUUCUUCUAGAUAUUUUAGAAAGUUUAACCGUUUGUUUCAUCCAGAUUGGCCAAGUAGAAUUGGAAGCUCAUGCGGGAAUGAAGGUACCAGCUUAUAAAAAAUUCCAUAUGAUGAGAUCGAAACAAAUGAAUUAUAGAUUCGUGACAGCAUUUUUGAAGGCAACUCAAAAUACGACUAAGGAUACCUCUCUGAAGCGGAUUGAGAUUGCUUUGGAUAAUCUUUUUGACGUAUUUGGAAAAAUCGUGUGGACAGAUGCUAUUUUGAAUUAUGCCGAAGAAGACGGUUUGAUCGCUACAAAACUCCUCAACUAUCGAGUAUACUUACAGAGCUCUGUACUGACCACUGGAAAUUUGGAUAUUAUCCAAAAGUUUCGGAAAACGCGAUGGCCACAAAUAGAGGCAAAACAUCUAGUACACAAUGCGUGA